Messenger RNA from Solenopsis invicta (red fire ant), 1274 nucleotides. Its product is annotated as cuticle protein. Lineage: Eukaryota; Metazoa; Arthropoda; Insecta; Hymenoptera; Formicidae. Gene Ontology annotation, cellular component: extracellular matrix. The record is from RefSeq and is a predicted model, not a curated record.
AUGAAAGCAAACGGGUUGAGCGGAGAAGGAUCGGGUAACUCGUGGCAAGGACGUGGCCUAGUCCCCGGCGACGAGAACGACAACGACGACGACGACCGGUAUUCGUUGGUCCUUCAAGAUGCGAGAGCAGGGGAACCCGAUCCGAUCCCGGCUCGUCGCUCUCAUUGGGCGUGGUCCGAUUUCUUGCUCAAUUUUGCGCUCUUCGCGACCGCGAAUCGGUUGGCCGUCGAAGUACCGUCACCCAGUUACAUCAGUGAGCGGCCGAAAACCAUCCAUCCACCAGUAUCAUUCGCAUCAUACUCGCAAGAUCGAGCGAACUACCGAUCACCCAGCAACAAUGGCCUUCAAGUUUAUCGCUUUCGCCGCCCUGAUCGCCGCCGCCAACGCUGGCGUGAUCGCGCCCGCCGCCCCCUGGCUUACGCCGCGGGCCCCGCGGUCGUCGCUGCCAAGGCCGUCGACGCCGACUACGACCCGCAUCCCCAGUACAGCUACGCCUACGACGUGCACGACAGUCUGACCGGCGACGCCAAGAGCCAGCAAGAGACCCGCGACGGCGACCUCGUUCAGGGUAGCUAUUCCCUCUUGGAGGCUGACGGCACCAAGCGCAUCGUCGACUACACCGCUGACCCGGUCAACGGAUUCAACGCCGUAGUCCGCAAGGAACCCGCCGCCGUCGCCCCGGUCGCUGCCGCCGCACCCUCGCCUAUGCCGCCCGCUUACGCCAAGAUCGCCACCCCCGUGGCCCAUGCCGCUCCUCUGGCCUACGCCGCCCCGAUCGCCAAGUUCGCCGCCCCGUACUCAGCUCCCAUCGCCUAUGCCGCACCGGGACCAGUCGCCUAUGCCGCGCCGUUCGCCAAGGUCGCCGCCGCUCCCAUCUCCUACGCCGCCCCCGCUGCCUACCUCCACUGAAUUGUGACCUGACCACCACUUAGGAAUGAUACUUAUCGAAUAAAUCUCAGUUUUCGUAGCAAGUAUAUAAGUCAUAUAUGAGAUUAUCUUUUUGCGCUCUUCGCCUAUCUUCAUAAUGUAUCCUCGUUCAGUAAUUAAGUAAUUAGACUUUGAGAAAAAAAAUCUAGAAAUUUAAAUCGCAGAACUAGCAGCUGCGUUUCUUAGAAAGAGUAUUUUUUUAAUAUAUAGUUAAUUUCGACAUAUGAAAGAAAUAUCUUCAGUCAUCUUUCUCUCAUUGUGAGUGUGUACAUUUUUCAAUCAUUUAGAAUAAGACUUGGAACAUUUGUGUCUUGAAUGUUUGAAUAAUCAUGAUUUUUUUCACCUAA